AUGGGACUACACAUGAAUGGGAGCGAUGAAGAAGUAAGCUAUGCAAAAAACUCCUCACUUCAGAGAAAGGUGAUUUCUUUGACAAAGCCUUUGAGAGAAGAAGCCAUAACAAAUCUGUACUGCGACACACUGCCCAAAAGUUUGGCAAUUGCAGACUUAGGUUGUUCUUCUGGACCAAACACUUUGUUAGUGAUCUCAGAAUUUAUCAAGGUCGUGGAAAAUCUUUGUCGAAAAUUUAAUCACAAAUCUCCUGAAUAUAAAGUCUUUAUGAACGAUCUAUCUGAAAACGAUUUCAACAGCGUAUUUAAGUCUCUUGACACCUUCAAAGAAAACCUAUACCAUGAAAUGAAAACUGAAAUAGGUCCUUGCUAUUUCUUUGGGGCUCCUGGUUCCUUUUAUGGAAGAAUUUUUCCAGAUAAAAGUUUGCAUUUUGUUCAUUCCUCUUACGGUCUUCAUUGGCUUUCAAAGGUUUUUUUUAUUUUUUUUAUGAUCAUUAACUAUAUUUACCUGUCAAGCACAAGUCCUUCAAAUGUCCUCAAAGUUUACUAUGAGCAAUUUCAAAGAGAUUUUUCUCUUUUUCUCGAGUGUCGUGCCAAAGAAUUAGUUGAAGGUGGUUGUAUGAUUCUAACAAUUCCAGGUAGAAAAGUUGAUGAUCCAUCAAAUAAAGAGUGUUGUUACAUUUGGGAUCUCAUGUCAAUAAUUCUUAAUGACAUGGUUUUGGAGGGAAUCAUUAGCAAAGAGAAACUUGAUACUUUCAACAUUUCAGUAUAUUAUCCUUCUCCAUUUGAAGUGAAUAAGAAAGUUCUCGAGGAAGGAUCAUUCACAAUUAAUAAACUGGAGAUUUCUGAAGUGAAUUGGAAUACUCUUGAUCAUUGGGAAGCUUUGGACAUUGGAUCUGAAAUGUCAAAAUCAUUCAAAGACGAUGGAUACAAUAUGGCACAAUGCGUUAGGGCUGGGAUUGAAUCUUUACUAGUUUGUCACUUUGGCAAGAGUGUGAUUGAAGAGAUAUUUGACCGCUAUAAAAAUCUUUUAAGUGAUCGAAUGUCUAAGGAGAGAACUAAGUUCACCAAUCUUACCUUAUUGUUGACUAGAAAUCCAUGA
This is a messenger RNA of Vicia faba (fava bean), 1101 nucleotides long. NCBI's taxonomy places the organism in Eukaryota, Viridiplantae, Streptophyta, Magnoliopsida, Fabales, Fabaceae. The record is from the annotation of a GenBank genome assembly.